Colletotrichum scovillei is the source of this 851-nucleotide messenger RNA. RefSeq names its product oligosaccaryltransferase. The record is from RefSeq and is a predicted model, not a curated record. The coding region runs from base 302 to 457 and encodes 51 amino acids. Gene Ontology annotation, cellular component: oligosaccharyltransferase complex. NCBI's taxonomy places the organism in Eukaryota, Fungi, Ascomycota, Sordariomycetes, Glomerellales, Glomerellaceae. The transcript has a single exon.
GCCGGUCUAAACGUGGACAGCAGCUCCAGUGGUCUAGUUGUCCGUUUGGUCACCCAUUGCCAUCCCCAUCUCAAGCUCCAUGUGCGCCGCGCCAGCAAGUCCAAACAGCUCACCUUGACGAACAACUUCAAACCCUUCCAUCGAUUCUUGGAAGUAAGACACUCACUGUAUGUUCAAGUCAUUUUUUUCUUCUAUUGCAGUCUUGAUACGGAAAACUGACGCCUAGACGUAGAAGUCCUCCCGAAGAUCCUCCUUGCACAUCACCCAAAAGCAUCGCCGCGCAAACGAUCCCGAGCCCAUCAUGAUUUCCGACAACGAUCUCUACCGCCUUGCGAUCUUCCUUGGCUCCGCUGCCAUGGUUCUCAUUAUCUUCUACCACUAUGUAGAAGUCAACACUGAAGAGGAAAAGCCCGAGAAGGCUACACGACCCGCGAAGUCCGUCAAAGCAGUGUCCUAGAAGGCCACAAAACGGCGCAAGUGAAAUAGUCAGGUGCCAUGGGAUAUUCGCUGUAAGAUAUAUAUGGCGAGAGGGAUUUGAGAGUUCUGCGACUGCCCUGAGACGAACGAGACGCGAGGCAUGGGGCGACAUAGCGAUGAGAGAGGGCAUUUGAUGUCAGUGUCUGAGGGGACAGGUGAUAUCCAUACGAUCUUUCAGGGGGUUGACAACGAAACGCUCCCCCCUUGAGAGAACACAGAGCUUCGCAAGUUAAUGCAGUCAAAGAAGCAAACACCAGGGGCAUCUACAAGCUCUUGCCCUCCAAAAUCGAAACAUUAGAGCAUCACCAUUGAGACGAUAGUCUAAUCUGGCUCAGCGCUGAAUUCACGUGAUGAACAUCGACUUUUUAGAAGGC